Molecule: messenger RNA, 1168 nt
Organism: Glycine soja
Lineage: Eukaryota; Viridiplantae; Streptophyta; Magnoliopsida; Fabales; Fabaceae
Exons: 2
Coding region: 150-737 (195 amino acids)
Source: RefSeq, a predicted model, not a curated record
CCCUCCAUUAUUUCAUUAAUUAUCCACCCUAACCCCAUCAUUCCUUCACGGCGAGGCAACGCAAGGUGGGUCCCCCUUGCUCUGCUUCCGCCGUCACCUACUCAUCAUUUCAAAGAAUAUUAUUAUUCAUUGACGCCCCUUUGUUAGCUAUGAGCGAGGAAAAGCAUCAACAUCAUGACACCGUGUCUUCUUCUUCUUCUUCUACUACUACUUAUUUUUCUUCCUCUUCUUCUUCUUCCUCGCCGGGCGAGUCGGAGGAGGAGCUGCAGCACAUGCUGUUGGCGCCGCCGUUGUGGAAGAACAAGAAAAGGUUGUCGAAGCAGUUGUCGAUGUGCGAGAUGCCUCGGGACAUUGCAUGGGAGAGAAAGCGCAUGCAAGAGCAGAGAAGGAGUUCGACCGUGUGCGAUAAUGAUCUCACGGAUGAGGACCUGCAUGAGCUUAAAGGGUGUAUAGAACUUGGGUUCGGAUUCAACGAGGAAGAUGGUCAGAGACUCUGUAACACCUUGCCCGCACUUGACCUUUAUUUCGCUGUUAACCGCAGGUUGUCGCCUAGUCCUGUCUCCACCCCUCAGAGCCGUGCCUCUUCCCUCGGAUGCCGUUCUUCGUCGUUUGGAAGCCCUAGAAGCGACGCUGACUCCUGGAAAAUUUGUAGCCCAGGGGAUGAUCCUGAACAUGUGAAGACCAAGUUAAGGCAUUGGGCUCAAGCCGUUGCUUGUUCUGUGAUGCAGUCUUCUUGAGAAAAAAGUGUGGGAUGUUUGUUUGUUUUGUACAGAGAGGGAUGGAGAAAAACCAGAAAAAAAAAAGGGUCUCCGAUUAUUCCUGGACAAUGGUCUAUACUAUAGCUAAUUAAGCACCUCAUUUUUCUUCACAUUUUUUCUCUUGGUGUUGUUUUAAUCUCAAGCUGUCUGUCUCUCGCAGGGUGUAUUCGUCGUAUAGUAAUUAAUUUUUGGGUCACAGGGUAAAAUAUAAUUGCAUUCGGGUCGGGGGGGUUAGGAUAUGGCCUCUCCUUAACAUGUAUUGUCAAGAUAAUCAACAAGAGACGUCACAUCAAUCAUGAGUAUAUAUUGUUUAGAUGAGUUCUACCCAUCUUUAGCUUAGGACAUCAUUUGACUUGUCGUGACUUGACUGUAAAACUUGCAAAAUGUAAUGGCUGAUUGUUUCACUCUAA